Molecule: messenger RNA, 933 nt
Organism: Ylistrum balloti
Lineage: Eukaryota; Metazoa; Mollusca; Bivalvia; Pectinida; Pectinidae
Exons: 3
Coding region: 1-933 (310 amino acids)
Source: RefSeq, a predicted model, not a curated record
AUGCAUUCACAUCUAAAGAUUGGAUCUAAUGAGGUUAGACAUGAUGAGGUAGGACGUGGCAUGGCAGUGAGUGAUGAAAGGGAAAGUAGGGUAGGACGUAGUGAGUUAGAAGACAGUGGAAUAGGACGUAGUGAUUUAGGAGACAGUAAGAUAGGACGCAGUGAGGUAGCAGACAGUGGAAAAGGACGUAGUGAGAUAGGAGACAGUGAGAUAGGACGAAGUGAGGUAGGAGACAGUGGAAUAGGACGUAGUGAGGUAGGAGACAGUGGAAUAGGACGUAGUGAGAUAGGAGACAGUGAGAUAGGACGAAGUGAGGUAGGAGACAGUGGAAUAGGACGUAGUGAGGUAGGAGACAGUGGAAUAGGACAAAGUGAGGUAGGAGACAGUGGAAUAGGACGUAGUGAGGUAGGAGACAGUAAGAUAGGACGCAGUGAGGUAGGAGACAGUGGAAUAGGACGUAGUGAGAUAGGAGACAGUGAGAUAGGACGUAGUGAGGUAGGAGACAGUGGAAAAGGACGUAGUGAGGUAGGAGACAGUGAGAUAGUACGUAGUGAGGUAGGAGACAGUGGAGUAGGACGUAGUGAGGUAGGAGACAGAAUAGGACGUAGAGACAGUGGAAUAGGACGCAGUGAGGUAGAAGACAGUGGAAUAGGACGUAGUGAGGUAGGAGAUAGUGGAUUAGGACGCAGUGAGGUAGGAGACAGUGGAAUAGGACGUAGUGAGGUAGAAGACAGUGAGAUAGGACGUAGUGAGGUAGGAAACAAUGAGAUAGGACGUAGUGAGGUAGGAGACAGUGAGAUAGGACGUAGUGAGGUAGGAGACAGUGGAGUAGGACGUAGUGAGGUAGGAGACAGUGAGAUAGGACGUAGUGAGGUAGGAGACAGUGAGAUAGGACGUAGUGAGGUAGGAGACAGUGAGAUAGGACGUAGAUAG